Messenger RNA from Homo sapiens (human), 12623 nucleotides. RefSeq names its product succinate-CoA ligase GDP-forming subunit beta (gene SUCLG2). Gene Ontology annotation, molecular function: succinate-CoA ligase (GDP-forming) activity; magnesium ion binding; ATP binding. Lineage: Eukaryota; Metazoa; Chordata; Mammalia; Primates; Hominidae. Bases 10444 to 11598 code for a protein of 384 amino acids. Gene Ontology annotation, biological process: tricarboxylic acid cycle; succinyl-CoA metabolic process. The record is from RefSeq and is a predicted model, not a curated record. Gene Ontology annotation, cellular component: mitochondrial matrix; succinate-CoA ligase complex (GDP-forming); mitochondrion. The transcript is spliced from 11 exons.
CUUGGUAGGAGUUAAAUGCCAGUAUAUGUUUAUAUUACCUUAAUUUGUUUUCUUUAUCUAUAAAUAAAUCUUGCCUACUUCUGUUUGCAGGGUAAAAUUAAGGUGAUUUUCUUCUACAACAUGAUUGAGCUAGCAUACUCUCCAGGAGGGAACAGACAGGCAUUCUGAAAGGAUGUUUGGUAUUUUUAGAGCCUUUUAUACAUUUGUUUCUGCUGUUGUGCUAAUAUGCUAAUGUUUAUCAAGGUUGUAUUUUUUUCCCUCCCUUUUCUUUCUUGCUGCUGGCAGAGCAGCAUUAUAGAGUUAUGCAGCAAACUCUCCUUUGGGCAUUUGUCAUUACUACAAAGUGUUUUACAUUUCUUUGCUCCUUAAAAUAUAUGCUGCUUUUCUGCUGAACCUAGGAUAAAAAGAACAAGGCAGUAUCUUUGCGAAUCUUAAUUCUUUCGAGUUAGGGAAACCGAUCCAGCAACCUCUCUUUCACACCUUCCCAUUUUCCCAGUGAACCUCAUAUUCGGUACAGCUCUGUACCUUCCUGCAGUGAAAUCUAUAAACCAGAGCCUCCUGCUUCUUUUGCCCCAGUUGACUUCAAGGCUCAGGGCCCAUGGUUGUGCACUGGGAGAUAAUACACCAGCACUGCCUAGUUAAAGGGCACAGGCUCCUCAGUCAGACAUACCUGUAUUUGAAAUAUGGCUUUGCCUCCAACCAGCUGUGUCACCCUGAGCAGGCACUUAGUUACUCUGAACCUUCUUUUGCUUAUCUGUAAAAUGAGCUUCUGCUGGUAUCUUCCUUUAAUUGGAGAAUCUCACGAGGUAAUGCUUUCCAAGUGGAAUAACACAGUUUCUGGAAUUUCAUGGGACUCAGAAAUGUUCACUAGUAUUUGAUUUGGAUCAGCAACGUAAGACUUUGCCAAGGCACCCCAAGAAGAAUGAAUUCUAAAAUAGCAACCUGCUGUGAUCCAGUUUCUGGAUAAUCUGAAAGCUCAACUGUCAAUUCUUUUUUGGAAGUACAGAUGAUUUUAUUAUUAUUAUUUUAAACUGAUGCUGCUUGCUUUACUGCUAGAGGCCUUAGAUAAGACAUGUGGCACUAUCAGAGAUGCGUUGUCAAUGGAACAAAAAUGGUCUCGGACGCUGGUCUGAUCCUAGUCUGAUGUCCUGUGAAGAAUAACUCAAGUGUUGUUUCUCUUGAUGCGGGAACUUUAAAGUACUUUUCUUCUCUAGCUAUCCACUCUAAUUAAGUUUUACAUCCCUUCAACGCUGGCUUUUCAGGUACCAUAUCGUCAUUAUUAUUAUUACCAAUUUGUCAGCUGCUUUAUUUGUUCAUACUUUAAAAUGGAAAACAGUAAUUUUAGGUCAGGAAUGGCAGUAUAGUUUUUGUCUGUGGUGGUUCCAAGUAGUUUUUAAUUGACACAGGAUUUACAGACUGACUAAAAAGAGAAAAAGUCAGAUGUGAUAAUAGAAAGCUCAUGGGUUUUUUUUAGGCAGGGGGACCUGGAUUCAAAUCGUGACUCUCUCUUAAUCAGCUGAGUGGCCUUAGACAAGCUACUUAACCAACCUGUCUCACCUUCAGACUUCUUCUGUGAGAUGGGGAUAACCUAGUUCAAAUGAGAUGAAAAGUAAAUUUACUUAUAGUAAGUAGCACAUUUUUUCUUUUUGAGACAGAGUUUUGUUCUGUUGCCAGGCUGGAGUGCAAUGGCGAGAUCUCGGCUCACUGCAACCUCCGCCUCUGGGGUUCAAGCAAUUUUCCUGUCCCCGCCUCCCUGUAGCUGGGACUACAGGCACGCACCACCACACCCAGCUAAUUUUUGUAUUCUUAGUAGAGACGGGCUUUCACCAUGUUGGCCAGGAUGGUCUCAAUCUCUUGACCUUGUGAUCUACCCACCUUGGCCUCCCAAAAUGCUUGUAUUACAGGUGUGAGCCACUGCGCCUGGCCCUAAGUAGCACAUUUUAAGAUGCUUUCUGAAUGUGAGAUUUUUCUAGUUCUUCCUUUUGCAAAUUACUGUUCUUUUUCUGUGAUUGUUGAGUGAUUCAAGUAUAGAAAUUCCAUGAUUAGAGUUUAAAAAUAUCUCUACAAAUGUAUUUAAAACAAUGAGCAGGGCUCAGUGGGCACUAUUAAAACAAAAUUAUUUAUAUGAUCACCUACUAUUUUUAUCUUAAUGAUUGCCAGGUAUCUACUUGUUACACCUUUCCUCCUCUUUUAUAUUUCUGGAUUAAAUAAUAAUAGCUAACUUUUUUUGAGUACUUGUCAUGGGCACUGUUCCAGUUUAUUUGCAUAUAUUAACUCAUUUAAUCUUUACAACAGCCUUUGAAGAUGGGCCUGUUAGUAUCCUCUAUUUUAUAAAUGAGGAAGUGAAACUCAUGUCAGCUGCCAUUUCUGCCAUCCAUAGGUGUGCAAAACAGGGAGAACCCAAGUGGAGAGUGGUGAAGAGUAUUGCAGUGCUAAACAAAAGUGACGUUCUGUUUUCAAAGGUGACUUCCAAUGAAGACUACUCUUUAGCCUGAACAUGGAGGGAAAAAGAACAGUGUCAGUACCCACAGUCCUAUUCUUCCUUCUACAUCUGACAUUAUUAUUUUUUUCCUUUCCAUAGGCUUAGGCUUCUAAUCCCGAUGAUUACUUUUCUUACCUAUUUCUGUAGCAUGUUUUCAUGCUGAAAGAGAAGUUGACGUGCUGUUGUCAUCGUAUUAAGGCCUAAGCAGAACAGCAUUAUUGGUAUUAUUAUUUUUCCUCUCACAAACAGGAUUCCACUUAAUCUCUUUUACCGGAUGGCACAGUUAAAGUGCCUUCUUCAUCAGAGCCUGUUUUAAACAAGCAGGCCUUUUAUUUUAUGACACUUAUAUUGAGACACAUUGAGUUAUAUCUGUCUUUUCAUUUGCACCAACACAUUUAUUUGAGGCCUCAUAUUUCCUAGGUAACGUGACUAAGGUAGAUUUAUCGGUGCUAAUUUGCAUACAGAACAACAUUGGCAAAACUAAAAUAUAACAAACACAUACUAACUUUUGACUUGCCACAGCCCACCAAGCAUCUGCCUUCAUUGCCAUGCCUGUAAUGAGAGGGAAAUAUAUUUUCCUCUGAGUUUAAAUCUAAUUCCUUGUUUGUAUUCCACUGUCGUCACUGCUGUUGAGAGCUCGAAGUGAGGUUUAAGAGCCUCUUCAUAUCUAACAGCAGGAGUUUAUAUUAGAGGUGGUAGUUCUGUAUAACAGAAAAUGCGGCUUUUGCUCACCCACCUCGAUUUCAUACCACAUUUGAAGAACCCUGCUACAUUUAAGUAAGGGGCAAGCCCUUUGUUUUGCACAAAAGUUAAUAGAGACUUAAGGCUACACCAUUGUGUUAAAGCCUGGCUUUUAUUUCUUUUUCUCAAUGUUGCUUUUAAGUAGAUUGAUAUUUAUGGCACAAAUAAUAAAUGAAUUUAUUUAAAAAUUCAUUAUUAAAAAAAUUUUUUUAAAUUAUAGAUUAGGUUGAAAUUUCUUGGUCUGCCCUUCCCAAGUUUACUGGCAAUAGCUUGGUGAACAUCAUCUGGACCUUUUCCUAUACAUUUACUUAUGCAUGUAUCUGUCCUUAGAAGAUACACAUUAUUGCUUCAUGUGUGAACAUGUGUGUCUAAUAUAUGUUCUUCUGCUGUAUGUAUUGUUCUGCAGCUUGCUGGUUUCUUUUAGUCUUGUGCCUUGUAGAAUAAUUAGUGCUACCAUGUUCAGACUUAAUAGGCUAGAUUAGUCAAUGCUGUUAUCAUGAGUUAUUCCUAAGAUCUCAGUGGUUAACACGUCAAACGUUUAUUUCUCAGUCAUGCACAUGUGGGUCAGGUGACAUCCCCCAUGUUGUAACUCUUAUAAUCCAGCCUAAUCUCACCUGUGAUUCCACCAUCUCCACAUGUGGCUUCCAGGUCCUUGUAGCCAACAAAUAGGGCUCUGGAGGGUUGCACAUGGUCUCUUAAAAGUUUUGGCAUACUAGCUACAAGAGAACUGAGAAAUGUAGGGGUACACAUGGUUACUUGGUGAUACUGUGUUGCCAUAGAUAAUGUUAAAUAGUUCACACAGUCAGAAUAUAUUAUAGUUUGUUUUGCCAGUCUUCUAUUUGAUGGGCAUUUGGAUCAUUUCCAAUCGUAUCCUUUUGUUAUGUACAAUUCUCCAGAGAAGAUCCUUGCAUGUAUCUCUGGUACAUGUUUUGCUAGGAUAGAUACCCAGGAAGUAGACUUUCCAGGUCAGAGAAUGGGGGUGCUUUAGUUUUCAUAAACACUGUCAAAUUGUUUUGGAAGGUGGUUGCACUAGUGUUCUGUUGUAAGGAUAGUAUCUGAGAAAGUGCAUUUCACCUGACCUUCAACAACAAUAGCAUCAGAUCUCGUGUGUGUGUGUGUGUGUGUGUGUGUGUGUUUGUGUUUGUGUUUGUGUUCAGUGGCAUCUUCAUUCCUUUUGGCAAAAUGGCUUCUUCCGUUUUGUUUGAGUUUCUAUUUUCUUGAUUACUAGUAAGUCCUGGGCUCUUUCUAAUACUGCUUUAUGCUGCCUUCCCAAGUGAGCAGUACUAGUGUGCAAAGUCGAGCUGAAGAAGGCUGGAGCAAGUGCAGAGCCAGUGGGUAGACGAUUUUCCCUUUCAGGGGUGUCGAGCUCAGGGACAUUUCUUUUGAUAUUCUCUGUUGAUUCCCCCACCUCCCCACCCCAGGUGCUAUUUCAGUUGUUUCUACACCUCUAAUUUUAAAACCAUGGGGCGAAGGAUGAUUUCUUGGGCAUGUCAUUUUUUUUUUUCUGUGUAGCUGUCUGGUUUUGUGCUUGGAGUUUUUAUGUCAGUUUUUGCCCACUUAGCCAUUGUCUUGUUAUCUUCUGGUUCUCUUUGUCCCCUGCCUCAUUUUUCAUUCUUUUUCUUCUGCUUCUGCUCCCUUGUUCCCAUAGGCCCUUAAAUCUUUAUGUGUUGCUUUUCUUUUAAGUUGUAUUUUUCCCCUUCCCCUCCAAGCUUAGAAAUGUUUGCUCUAUCAAAGAAACGCAGGAAGGAAGGGAAUGAUGGCAAGGAUAUUGUACAAGUCCAAAGGGAACAAAACCUAGGUGCCCACCUACCCCAGCUAGUUUAAGAAUGUGAUGCUGUUCCUAUCACGGUCACUUUGCCAAAAUCCAUGUGAAGGAAGGAAAAAAGCUGGGAAUUAGUCCAGCUUUCAUCAGGCCUCUGGCUUACUAUAUGAUCCCUAGGCAAGACACUUUCCCUCAUCAGGCCUCCAGGUUCCUGACUGUAAACUGAGGUGAUUGGACCCCAGUGGUCCCUUUAUAUCUUGAAACCCCAGUAUUUGAAACAUGUGACUAACUGGGAAACUUCUCCAGUAUAGGGUCCCAAAGACCUUUUUAAAAGUGGAUCACUGCCAUUCCCCUUCACCUUCAGCCUGUGAAGCACUGUGUCAGUAAGGGCCAGUCAGGAAGACAGGGAUUUUGUGAGGUCAUUUAAUAGAAUUUAACAAAGGGCCGGAAAGAUUGUAAGGCACACAGGCUUGGGAGGCAACACAGAGAUGGAUGGACAACAGCAGGAAUCUUCCGUGAGCCAUAGGAGAGGAAGGAAAUGGUGUUGGCCGAGUCUAGGGCUAGCUGUUACAAGCAGAAGUCACAGCAGGGGAGAUAGCAGGAGCUGGAAUGUGGAAGAGAGGGCUGUCUGGAGAGACCUGGAGCUUCAGAGGAGAUGCUGUUACACCCACAAAGAGGACAACAAAGCCUGGUGUCUUCCCCCUACUGUUCAGUCUCUGAACAGAGUCUCAAAUUUAGGCAGAAGAGCCUGUGGAAUGGUCCUGAGGGCAGGCUGGCAAAUGACUGGCAGAAACAAUCAAAAGGCACUGGGGCAGAUGAUCUUUAUACUCCAUUCCAUUCCUUGCAUUCUAGAAUUCAUGGAUUAUCUGAGAGAUUCUUCAUGUCUCCUGCAGCAAAGAUGUUAUUUUUAGGGUCAUAACAGGUAGCUCUUCCUAGGAGUUGAAAUAAACUUCUACCAUUCUAGCAUCUUAGGACAACACCUAUUCACAUCUCCACCUCCCUCCCUCCCAAAGCCUGGAGUAGUUACAUUUUACCUUACACGAGCUCUGUCAGCAUUUCGUGAAAGUCCUAUUCCUGGUAGACUUUUGACGAAAGGGACACUAUUUUACUUGUCUCUUAUCUCAGUCUCUAUCACCACAGAGCCUCUGGGACCAGAAUACAAACACAGGGAACCAAUAGUGUUACCCAGUUGAUCCAGAAGUUUUACUGUUUCAGAGUAACUUGUGAUCUUGGGCAAGUUCAGCCCGUUUCCUAAUUUGUAACAUGGCUUUAUUGGUCAGUAAAGCCAAUUGGGCAAAAAGGUUGUGCAAUAGUAACAAAUAACCCCCAGAAUUUCAGUGGCUAAGAAUCCACAAAGGUGUAUUUUUUACUACACAUUUACGUAAAGUCACUUGGUAUAUGUCCAUCCUUAUUCUGGUCCCUGGCUGAUAGAUCAGCUACCAUCUUGAAUGUUGCCAUUCCCCAUAUCUAGAGAGGGCAAACUUCGAUGGGGUAGGAGGGAUGGCAAUUAAACGUUGGCCUGAAUGUGUCACACAACAUAUGUACUCACAACUUACUGGCUGGAACUAGUUAAUUGAUAUGAUACUGUGAUAUAAUAAAAAAAAUACAUAUUUGGUCUUUACCCCUGGUUCCUGGCACACAGUUCCUAAGACCCUUGGGAUAUCUGAAGUGAUGAGUGUCUUUUCUACCCUAAUGAGAUGACUAGUGGUUGGAGUCCACUAGGUAGCUUCAGGAUUGUGACUGGUUACUAGAAAGCCCAUAGCAUAAUUAGAGGGUUGGGACUUUCGGUUCCAUCCUCCCAGUCUCUGGGGAAGAGAGCGGGACUAAAAGUUGAGUUAAUCGCCAAUGGCUAAUGAGGUAACAAUCAUGCCUAUGUAAUAAAAUAAUAAAAUCUUAAGAGGACAAGGUUUGGAGAGUGUCCAGAUUGCCAAAUAUGUGGCGGUAUCUGCAAGGUGGUACCCCCAGAGAGGGCAUGGAAGCUCCAUGGGCAUACCUUGUUAUGUACACCUCUUCCAUCUGGCUGUUCACCAGUGUCUUUUGUCAUAUCCUUUAUAAAUAACUGGUAAAUGUCAGCAGUGGUUUUUGUGAGCUCUGUUAGCCAUCUUAUAAAAUUAGUUAAACCCGAGGAGGAGGUCUUGGGAACUCCCAAUUGAUAACUGGUUGGUCAGAAGCACAGGUAAAAUAACCUGGGGCUUGUGCCUGGCAUCUCAAGUGGGUAUAGUCCUGUGGGACUGAGCCUCUAACCUGGGGGAUCUGGUGCUAACUCUAGGUAGUAGAUACGGCAUCGCCUAACUUCAGCUGAAGUAAGGAAGUGCCUAGAAGGAAGAAGACCGAGGAUAUUUCUUGAUUUGCACUAAUGACAGCUACAGAGAGAGAUAAUAAUUCUUGACAUUUCCUGAUUGUUUUAACCAUGAAACAUGAAUAUUUAAUAUAAUGCCUAGCUCAUAAGUGCUCAAUUAAUAGUAGAUGGAACUAUUAUUGUUAUUAUUAUUCAGCAGUUUAUAUUACAUUUCCAGCGUACUUUCUACCAUCCAUUUGCAUAGCAGAUUUCUUCUCACCCUUUUUUUACAACUGAGAAUGCAGAAGUAAACAUAAAUUAUACUUCUGUAGAUGUAUCACAUUUUUUUUUGUUUUUUGAGACUGAGUCUCACUCUGGCACCCAAGCUGGAGUGCAGUGGCACAAUCAUAGCUCACUGCAGCCUCAGCCUUCCAGGCUCAAGUUGUCCUCCAGCCUCAGCCACCCAAUUAGCUGGUACUGUGGGCAUGCACUACCACAUCCAGCUAAUGUUUUCACUUUCUGUAGAGGCAGGGUCUCACUAUGUUGCCCAGGCUAGUCUUGAACUACUGGGCUCAAGCAAUCCUCCUGCCUCCGCCUCUCAAGAUGUUGGGAUUACAGGUGUGAACCACUGCGCCUGCCCACACCCAGCUACAAAUUCUUAAUAAGUGGAGUUGUCUUGAAGUUUUAGAGCCAGUCAGGGCCCUAGUUUUCCAAGUUUUGGAUUGACAAAAAUAGGUGAUUAUUCUGUAAAAGAAUUCCUUUGUGGAGUGAUAGCCGGGUGUCAUCAGUGGAUUUGGAACUGUGCUCAUUGUCCUGGUUUUCAAUUUAAGAGCAACAGACUUCAAGCUGGCUUUCAUUUGAGUCAGUGUGGAAACAGUCAAUAUAUGUUACAUGUCUGUGAAGCUGGCCUCUGGAUCAAUUGCAAUUAGUUUCCAGCAGAUUGCAUUAACAUAUCUAAAAUUAAUAUGGCGAGUGUUCUGAUGAAAAGGAAUUGACCACAACCACAUUGUGGCUGUUUUUAGUCUCCCUCAAAUGCUCUUUUCAAACUAUAUUUUUUCUUUCUUUGGUUAAUGGCUUUAAAUUGUUAUGUCAACGUAGACAUAAUCUAUUGAUUGUUCCUAUUUGCCUUUUAAGAGUGGUCCUAGAUAAUAGCACACAGCUAAUGUUUAAUGUUUUCUUUCACUAAGGGGCUUUUUCGCUAAAUGCCUUAAACUCGUAUUUUUCUUUGUAUGUUAUAUAACACGCUAUUAAGACUAUAAAGCCUUUGAGUAUGUUCAUUUACAGAAUUUUGUGUUUUUCAAAUUACUAAUGUUUCAUCAAGACUUAAAAAGUAAGAUUAAGAAAUAAUGUGUAGUUAAAAAAUAAUAUACGGUAAAUGAUGUGAGCAUUGCUUGUCUGACAAUUUAUUUUUAUCCCAGUAUUAUUUAUUUCUAAAGAAGAAGUAUAGGCAACUUCAAUAUUAAAAGCAAAACCAAACCAUCAUUACCAGCAGCUACAAGGACGGAACAGAGAGCUAUCUUUAGGCUUGAUCAUGUUGAAAUUUGAAUUUUUUACCAGCAUGUAUACAUUAUAUUAUGUUUAUUUCACAUCUUAAGGACUAACUUGUACUUUUUUAUUUUUAGAGGUGGCCAGUUUCUGGGAAUGAAAAAUUGUCCAUAUCAGGAGACAAAAGGCAGAGUUGAUUCAUUUGGCCAUCCAAGUGGCAUUUUUUGGGUGUCUUUCAUAUGUCAAGCACUGUCACCUUCUUCACAGAGAUACAGAGAAGUUUAAGGCACACUUUCUACCCUUUAGUGGAACACAGUCUAGUAGUGGGGGUAUAGAGCUUUGAAUCACCCUAUUUCAAAAGAGCUCCAUGAAUACAUCAUAGCUUGGGGAUACCAGAAGAAAAUGACAUUUUAAGGACACAGUAGAUGUCCCAAAAGGUAAUGGCUCCAUGUGAUGAAGCCCUGUGGGCCUCACUUUUAUGAUCUGUGUGACACUGCCUUGGACAUCCACCAAAGCCGUGGACAGAAGCCAGUAGGGAUUGUAUCAGAUGAUGUCCAUGUACUACCAGUCUUGUGAUCCAGUUGUGUGAUUGAUUUUUUUGGUUUGUGCAUUAACUGUAUUGUCAUCCUUCCUCUUGUGAGUAAUGUUUCCUUUGCAUAUGACUCAUGGAUGGAAAGGAGUUUACAUUAAGUGUAUUCAUUUUUCCUGGUUUUUUUUUUUUUUCCUUCUUUUAAAAAUGGGGCUUACAGAUUUGGUAGGGAAUACUGUUGAUAUUAUUGGAUAAAAUGUAAGGAAUUUAUUUGUUCAUGUUAUUGUGUCCUUUGACUGUGUCCUUUUAACACAGAUAAACACGUAGUGCAUAUUGGAAAACCACUUCUACUUGAAACUUAAGCAAAUUUCCUUUAAUACACAAGUUGCAGUUUAGGAACUAGUUUAAUUAAUAGUCAGUCUUUCAGGUUAUUGCACUCAACCUUGGUGGAUGAAAGAGAUAAUCUCGUUAAACACACAAUGGCCCUACCCAGACUCUGUUAAAAACUGUGGUAAAGAAAUGAAUUAGUCUGUGGCCCAGUGACUUCAGAGUGUUUAAACAAAUUUCCUGAAAAACCUUACAAUGAUUAACAGUCUAUAUACAGUUAUUAAAAUAAUGCUAUGCUCUUUAUUUAUUUGGGGUGAGAAGGGGGGAGCCAUAUCCAUGUAAUAGAGUCCUUAACAGUUUUUAAAAUAACUUAUGUUGAAAUACUUGUAGACUCAAAGGAAGUUGCAAAAAUAGUAUAGCAGCCCCAUGUACUCUUCAUCCAGCUUCCCCUAAUGCUGACACCUCAUGUAGUUGUGGUACAAUAUCAAAAGCAAGACAUUGAUAUUUGUGUAUUACUGUUAACUAGAUCACAGAGCUCACUCAGCUUUCAGCAUUUUUAAAAAACCUGCAUUCAUUUGUGUGUGUGUAGUUGUCCUUAACAGUUUUUGUUAAAAAAUAAUUAGGCAUGAAUUUAAGUGGGUUUUUUUUUUCUUUUGCUUCUCUCAACUCUGGGUUGCAGAUUGCCAGUCAACAGUACCUCUAAGACUGGCCAUGUAGGUUGACUUUUAUUUUUCUUGCUAUUAAUGAAUGUUCUUACCUCUCUCCUUCAAUUUCUGUAGGCAGUUCAAUUAACCUCCAGAAGAUGGCUGAACCUGCAGGAAUACCAGAGCAAGAAACUGAUGUCUGACAACGGAGUGAGAGUUCAAAGAUUCUUUGUAGCAGACACUGCAAAUGAAGCUCUCGAGGCUGCUAAGAGACUAAAUGCAAAAGAAAUUGUUUUAAAAGCCCAGAUCUUAGCUGGAGGAAGAGGAAAAGGUGUCUUCAAUAGUGGUUUGAAAGGAGGUGUUCAUUUAACAAAAGACCCUAAUGUUGUGGGACAGCUGGCUAAACAGAUGAUUGGGUACAAUCUAGCGACAAAACAAACUCCAAAAGAAGGUGUGAAAGUUAACAAGGUGAUGGUUGCUGAAGCCUUGGAUAUUUCCAGAGAAACCUACCUGGCAAUUCUGAUGGACCGGUCCUGCAAUGGCCCCGUGCUGGUGGGCAGCCCCCAGGGGGGCGUCGACAUUGAAGAGGUGGCUGCUUCAAACCCGGAGCUCAUUUUUAAGGAGCAAAUUGACAUUUUUGAAGGAAUAAAGGACAGCCAAGCUCAGCGGAUGGCCGAAAAUCUAGGCUUCGUUGGGCCUUUGAAAAGCCAGGCUGCAGAUCAAAUUACGAAGCUGUAUAAUCUCUUCCUGAAAAUUGAUGCUACUCAGGUGGAAGUGAAUCCCUUUGGUGAAACUCCAGAAGGACAAGUUGUCUGUUUUGAUGCCAAGAUAAACUUUGAUGACAACGCAGAAUUCCGACAAAAAGACAUAUUUGCUAUGGACGACAAAUCAGAGAAUGAGCCCAUUGAAAAUGAAGCUGCCAAAUAUGAUCUAAAAUACAUAGGACUAGAUGGGAACAUUGCCUGCUUUGUGAAUGGUGCUGGGCUCGCCAUGGCUACUUGUGAUAUCAUUUUCCUUAAUGGUGGGAAGCCAGCCAACUUCUUGGAUCUUGGAGGUGGUGUAAAGGAAGCUCAAGUAUAUCAAGCAUUCAAAUUGCUCACAGCUGAUCCUAAGGUUGAAGCCAUCCUUGUCAAUAUAUUUGGUGGUAUCGUCAACUGUGCCAUCAUUGCCAAUGGGAUCACCAAAGCCUGCCGGGAGCUAGAACUCAAGGUGCCCCUGGUGGUCCGGCUUGAAGGAACCAACGUCCAAGAGGCCCAGAAGAUACUCAACAACAGCGGACUCCCCAUUACUUCAGCCAUUGACCUGGAGGAUGCAGCCAAGAAGGCUGUGGCCAGUGUGGCCAAGAAGUGAUGUCUUUGUCCUGAUCCAAUGGAGAAAGAAAGCCAUUUUUCCGUAAAAAGGGAUGGUUCAUCAUUGUGAAAGAAAUGGUUAUCUCAUUGGGGAAGAAAAGGGGAGGGGGAAGGCAAGAAUCACUGAAAAAUCUUAAAUCUGUGUUUUCUGGAAUAAGAUAUCUAGACAGCCUAAAUCUGAUUUUGGUCUUUAUAAAAAUAAUAUCUUGUGUUCUCAUACUUUUCUGUCACUGUAAGCCUGCCCAGUAGGCAGUGUUUUGCAGACUUUGGGGAGUGGUCUAUGUGGCCAAAUAUUGUGUGUAUAGACAGAAUUUGAAAUCAAGUCCUGCUUCAUUUACAAGAAUUUUGGUGGGCAUCUAAUCCUACAUAAUGAAAAAGAAAAACAGACCAUUUAAAAACUCAGACAAGAUUAUAUUUAAUAUAUUAAUUACUAAAAAGGCAUAAGAUUACACUGAACAUAUUAGCUACUAAAAAGGCACUGCUAAGACAUUCAAGCAAAUAGCUAUUACACACUACUGCAGAUUUUACAGGUUUCUAAUUCUAACAUAUGUUUGAAAAAUCCGUGAGUAUUCCAAAAUAUAUUUAAUAAUGGAAUAUCUGCAUUAAUAUACCAUCCAUGUGUUUUUACCAUUUGCCUUAAUAUUGAAUAUACUGUUUACCUCACACUAAAAAGAAAACCAGAAGCCUUAUUUGUGAUUUUGGGAGUGGAAGCUUCCAUUUUUGUGUCAAAAAUGAAUCCUGAUUCUUAUGGAAAUCUCUGUUAUUAAGAUAUUUCAAGAUGAGACAACACUGAAGAUCAAAUUGUGUUUAGUAUCACUAUCUUCUCUCCUCGUUUCUCUCUUACUCCUCAUCCUCCCAGAAUCUACCAGUUUAUGGUAGAAAGAUGGGAACCUUAUUUGAAUGUGUUUUUUUUUUCCAUGAUGUCCAAUUUUGUUGUGGGAAAGGAUUUGGAUAAAAUUUUUGUUUAAAUUUUGGUAGAUUUUUAUCUAUACAAAUUUAAAUAAAAUUAUGUUUUGUAAGCUGUAA